Messenger RNA from Actinia tenebrosa (Australian red waratah sea anemone), 435 nucleotides. RefSeq lists its product as uncharacterized. The record is from RefSeq and is a predicted model, not a curated record. NCBI's taxonomy places the organism in Eukaryota, Metazoa, Cnidaria, Anthozoa, Actiniaria, Actiniidae.
AUGGAGAAAGACAAUCCAAACUGGGAAAGCUAUCGUUUAGGCACUGAACGGAUGGAAAUCAUUUCAAAGCAAUCAACAUAUGUCAGAGUGACGUCAAGUUUUCCUGUUCAUGGUGUCGAUUAUCGAGACUACUUGAGAGCCAAGAUUUCAAGUAUAGACAUCUUGAGUUUUACUGGGGCUGGAGUCUGUAAGACUGUAGAAUACAUUGACAUCCGAGGCAUCAAGGGAAAAGAUAUCACAGUGCCAUUCUGGCAAAAUGAUGUGUAUUUUUUCCACACCGACAGUUCCAGGAAAAUCUGUAAAUAUGAUGCUACCAGUGGAUCAGUAAAGGAUGAAAACAAUUUUGGCGCAACGUGCUUUGAUUUUAACCCAGCGACUCGAGGAAGCGCAAAUGGCGAGAGUACGAUUCAAUACUGGUUUGGUGGAUAUUUGUAA